Molecule: messenger RNA, 393 nt
Organism: Alternaria incomplexa
Lineage: Eukaryota; Fungi; Ascomycota; Dothideomycetes; Pleosporales; Pleosporaceae
Exons: 2
Coding region: 1-393 (130 amino acids)
Source: RefSeq, a predicted model, not a curated record
AUGGACUUCCGCUUCCUUGAUCUACCCGCCGACAUCAGACUCAUGGUUUACGGGUUCCUACCGACAUGUCUUACGCACAACGAGAUCACCAUCGAGACGGACAAUGAGAGCGGACUUCCUAAGAUGAAAACCACGAAAGUUAAGCUCGUUAACAUUUGGUAUCCCACCACUGUACGCCUUAUUUCCAAGAUCAUCCGAGAAGAAGCUACACCAAUCAUUGCGCGCACUGCGGCGAAGCGAAAUAGCGUAUUAGUAGCCGACGGCUUUUCCAAGGUGUCGCGAUCGGGCCCUAAACUCAUUGUCCUAUGUGGUAAAUUUGGUUACUUUGUCGAGCACUUUGACCUUGAGUACGGAGAAUGGAUCGAAGCUUGGGUUCCGCAAGACUGCGUUUAG